Boleophthalmus pectinirostris (great blue-spotted mudskipper) is the source of this 4810-nucleotide messenger RNA. RefSeq names its product adhesion G protein-coupled receptor B1a (gene adgrb1a). Gene Ontology annotation, biological process: negative regulation of angiogenesis; cell surface receptor signaling pathway; G protein-coupled receptor signaling pathway. The record is from RefSeq and is a predicted model, not a curated record. Bases 1 to 4791 code for a protein of 1596 amino acids. NCBI's taxonomy places the organism in Eukaryota, Metazoa, Chordata, Actinopteri, Gobiiformes, Gobiidae. Gene Ontology annotation, cellular component: plasma membrane. Gene Ontology annotation, molecular function: G protein-coupled receptor activity. The transcript is spliced from 32 exons.
AUGACCGACUUCACUCUUGGGAUACCCGGCUUGCGUCUUUCAUCUCUUCUCUUCUAUAUCGCCCAUUUUUUACUAUCCAAAAACUAUUGCCAUGCGUCUCCGUCGGGCCCAGAGUCGGACUCCUGCUCCACGCUGGUCCAAAACCGCUUUUUCGGCUUCUUCAGAUCUGCGACUACGUUUCCCAGCGUGCCUUGCUCUUGGACGUUGCAGAAUCCCGACCCGAGACGCUACACUGUUUUCAUCAAAGUCACCAAACCCAUGGAGGACUGCAUCCCUUCGCAACUUCGCACGUUUCAGUACGAUUCUUUUUUAGAAACAACUCGCACUUACUUGGGAAUGGAGAGUUUCGACGAGGUUGUUAAAAUGUGCGAUUUGUCCGCGCCUGUCGCUUUUCUCGAGGCGGGGAAACAGUUUUUACAAAUGCGGAAAGGACCCGUCAGACCGGGUUUAGCGAUCACAGACGGCGACGGAGAUUUUAAGACUGAAUAUUUAGUCGUGGGGAAGAGGAACCCGAGUAUGGCCGCCUGUCAGAUGCUGUGUCAGUGGCUCGAGGACUGCCUGGCCUCUAGCACCUCCAACAGGCCGUGUGGGAUAAUGCAGACGCCGUGUUUGUGCUGGGACCCCCCUCCUCAGCUCAACCCCGUGGACGGGUGUUUUCACAAUGGAGUUUAUCUGGAAAACUGUUUGCCCAGCGCGAAGGAGAGCAAAAAGGACUCGGAGCUGAUCGGCGGCUGGAGCGUGUGGGGCCAGUGGGCGCAGUGCAGCAGUGACUGUGGAGGAGGCAUCCAGACGAGGAAGAGGAGCUGCCAGUCGCCCCCUGAGGAGUCGUACCUGUGCGAGGGCGUCCUGGAGGAGGGGAGGCCCUGUAACAGCCAGGCCUGCGGGACCACCAAGACCAGCAAAGGGCGUCACCUCUCUCGCAGCCAAUCGCUUCGCUCCGUGGACAACCGAAAGCGCGAAGACGUAGACAAGCCCCGUCCAGGACAAGCCCAGAGCCAGCCGCCAGUGGACUCGUCCUCAGGGGAGGAGUGGUCGGCGUGGAGUGUGUGCUCUGCCACGUGUGGGGAGGGCUGGCAGAGCCGCACUCGCUUCUGUGUGUCCUCCUCCUACAGCACACAGUGCAGCGGGCCCCUGCGCGAGCAGAGACCCUGUAACAACUCCGCCGUGUGUCCAGUGCAUGGUGCUUGGGACGAGUGGUCGCCAUGGAGUCUGUGCUCGUCCACCUGUGGGCGGGGCUACAGGUCCCGAACGCGCACCUGUACCCCGCCGCAGUUUAACGGAGACCCAUGUGAAGGCCCCGAGAAGCAGACUAAGUUCUGCAACAUAGCCGUGUGUCCAGUGGACGGCGUGUGGAAUGAGUGGUCCAGCUGGAGCUCUUGUUCGUCCACAUGUUCUAACGGCACCAUGCAGAGGACUCGAGAGUGUAAUGGACCGUCGUACGGAGGCACAGAGUGUAAGGGCGACUGGCUGCAGACUGUGGCCUGCUUCCUCGGAGAAUGUCCUGUGGACGGGAAGUGGCAGCCCUGGUCUCUGUGGUCGGGCUGCUCGAAGACCUGUGGGGGGGGCAGUCAGCAGAGGAGUCGGCUCUGCUCCGGGCCCUUCUUUGGGGGUCAGCCGUGUCCUGGAGACCGCGAGGAGGUGCGCCGCUGCAAUGACAAGCGCUGUCCAGAGCCUCAUGAAAUCUGUGCAGAAGAUAAUUUUAACAACGUGGUUUGGAAAAUGACUCCAGCGGGAGAUACGGCAGCUGUGAGGUGUCCGCCCAACGCAGUGGGUCUAAUAUUGCGCCGCUGCUUACUCGACGAUGAGGGCAUAGCCUUCUGGGAGAACCCCACUUACAUGAAAUGUAUCUCCAAUGACUACCGCAGCAUUCAGACCUCGACGCGGGAGCACCUGUCGAAGGCGCAGAGGGGGCUGGUGGGAGACGGGGUUUCAGAGGUGAUGACCAAACUGAAGGUGACGUCCAGCGACGGGACCAGUUACAGCGGAGACCUGCUGGCCACCAUAGACGUGCUGAAGAACAUGACGGAGAUCUUCAGAAGGGCCUACUACAGCCCCAGCGGAGCAGACAUGAGGAACUUCGUGCAGUCCGUGAGUAACCUGCUGAUGGAAGAGAACCGCGACAGAUGGGAAGAAGCACAACUGUUGGGUCCAAACAUCCGUGAGCUGUUCCGUUUGCUGGAGGACUUUGUGGACGUGAUCGGUCUGAGGAUGAAGGAUUUUCAGGACAUGUACGAGGUCACAGAGAACCUGGUGUUGAGCAUCCACAAGCGUCCGGUGUCGGGUCACGCAGACGUCAGUUUCCCCAUGAAGGGCUGGAGGGGGAUGGUGGACUGGGCGCGUAACUCUGAGGACCGAGUCACUGUGCCCAAGAACAUCCUGGUCACUGGGAAACCUGAUGCAGACGACUCCUCCACGUUCGUGACGGGGAUUGUGUUGUACAGGAACCUGGGCAGUAUCCUGGCUCUGCAGAGAAAUAACACCGUCCUGAACUCAAAGAUCUUGUCAGUGGCCAUCAAACCGAGCCCGGCGUCGUCUCUGUCUGUUCCGGUGCUGGUGGAGUUCUCUCAUCUGUACAAUGGCACCACAAACCAGUCCUGUAUCUCCUGGGAUGAGAGUGACAGCUCUUCGGCGCUCGGAUCCUGGUCUCCAAGAGGCUGCAAAACCGUGCUAGUCGACUCCUACCGAACCAAAUGCGUUUGUGACAGACUGUCCACCUUCGCCAUUUUAGCGCGGCUCAAUCCUGAAAUGAAUAUGGAUAAAGCCGGGCUGGUUCCCUCCGUGACGCUCAUCGUGGGCUGUGGAGUGUCUUCUCUGACGCUGCUCCUCCUCAUCAUCAUCUACGUCUCGGUGUGGAGGUACAUCCGAUCCGAGCGCUCAGUCAUCCUCAUAAACUUCUGCCUUUCCAUCAUCUCCUCCAACGCCCUGAUCCUGAUUGGACAAACACAGACACGGAACAAGAUCUUGUGCACGUUGAUCGCGGCGUUCCUGCAUUUCUUCUUCCUGUCGUCGUUCUGUUGGGUUCUGACUGAAGCGUGGCAGUCUUACAUGGCAGUGACGGGGAGACUGAGGAACAGGAUCAUACGCAAAAGAUUCCUCUGUCUCGGAUGGGGUCUGCCUGCACUCGUGGUGGCCAUCUCUGUGGGAUUUACCAAAGCAAAGGGAUAUGGGACACCCAGCUACUGCUGGCUCUCUCUGGAAGGAGGUCUGCUCUAUGCCUUUGUGGGACCUGCAGCAGCUGUAGUUCUGGUUAACAUGGUGAUCGGGAUCCUCGUCUUUAACAAACUGGUGUCCAAAGACGGCAUCACUGACAUGAAACUGAAGGAGAGGGCCGGGGCUGUCCAAUCAGGAACUCCUCUGUCCCAGAAGCCCCCUCCCAUGUCAUCAGUGAUUGGUCAGAUGACAGUGCCACUGUACAAUAUGACGCUCAAAUGUGCCAAGUGCGGAGUUAUCUCUUCGGCUGACGUUUCCACCACAGCUACCAGUAACGCCAUGGCGUCGCUGUGGAGCUCGUGCGUGGUGCUGCCUCUGCUGGCUCUCACCUGGAUGUCGGCGGUGCUGGCGAUCACGGACAGACGCUCCGCCCUCUUCCAGAUCCUCUUCGCCGUGUUUGAUUCUCUGGAGGGAUUCGUCAUCGUGAUGGUGCACUGCAUACUGCGGAGAGAGGUCCAGGAGGCGGUGAAGUGCCGUGUUGUGGAUCGUCAGGAGGACACUAAUGGAGACUCCGGGGGAUCGUUCCAAAAUGGCCACGCUCAGCUCAUGACUGACUUUGAGAAGGACGUGGAUAUGGCUUGCAGAUCAGGCACGGUGAAGCGCUCCUCUCUGCAGGGCGACGACAAAGCCAACGCCGGGACCCUGACACUGCAGAAGGGCUCCAACUUCAACACGAUGCCCGCGAGCAUGGCCAAAGUGCACCUCCAGAACGUGGCCGACUACACCAGCCACACCCUCACCAUGAGACGAGAGAAGGGGGCCACCAAGGGCAUCAGCACCGAGCUCCCGGGGGCCAAGUCUAUUUACAUCUGCGACGGCGAACUGUUCAAGCAGCUCGACGGAGAGAUGCCCAGAGGAAACGGCGAAGGGAGUAGCGGAGAUGGUAAAGGUUAUGUUAUAAUGCCGACUAACAACACAGGGACUCUAAAACCAUCCAAAAGCAAGGACGACAAGUAUAACAUUAACAUAGAGCAGCUACCCCAGACUAGGCUCAUUCAUUUGGCUAACCCCGCGACCGGAGAGCCAGGAUUCGGUCUGAAGACGCUACCCGCGGAUCAGGUUAGCGUGUCCUGCUCCGAGAGGGAUUCGCCGGCCCAUAACCUGCACCAGACGGCGGCCAUGAACGGAGCAGGGGAUUCUGGGAACUCCGGCGUCAUGACGAAGAGCGAGACCGUGUCCACGCUGUCCAUGAGUUCACUGGAGAGACGAAAAUCACGCUAUGCAGAGCUUGACUUUGAGAAGAUAAUGCACACGAGGAAGAGACACCAGGACAUGUUUCAGGAGCUGAGCAGGAAGACGCACACUGAUAGAGAGUCUCCACCAGAGGGCAGAGCGGCCAAAAGAUGGAGCGUGUCCUCAGCCAGCAGUGACAAGACCAACAUGAGUGAAAAGCAGCAGACCCCCAGUAAGCGGGGCUGGGAGGGCAUCCGGAAGCCCCACUCUCCCCCGUCUUGGGUGCGCAAGGACCUGGAGACGGUGGCCGCGUCCCCCCUGGAGCUCCAGACGGUGGAGUGGGAGAAGAACAGCGCCACCAUCCCUCUGGUGGGGCAGGAGAUUAUGGACCUACAAACUGAGGUGUAACUCCGUCCUUUUCAAAACG